UCAAAUGUUUCAAGUUAUAUUGAAAAAUUCCUACUUAGUUGUAGGAUAAUAAUACAAUUUGUGCAUAAUGGUUACUCGAUGUUCGUAAGGGGGCAUUCUGUUACAAAUCUCUGGGAAGAUGGAACGCAGGGGACAGUAUAUGCUACUCCAAAAUAGCUCUUGCAACGCAUUUGAUGCAAACUACAGGGUUGUGCUCUUACCAUUCCUAUCGCUACCAUGUCAAUCUUACUUUCUUUCCCAAUCCUAACAGCCUUAGUGCAGCUCGGAGGAAAGUAAGAAGCCAUAACAUUACUUUCCAUGACAGCACGUGGAGGAGCAGAGGUAUUUUUUUUUCCCCUCAUCAUCAGAAGAAAAAGAAAAUAAUCAUGUUAAUUCGACAAGAGAUUCUCGCGUCCAUGGUGGCAAAGGGAUCGAACUCUUAGUAGUUCCUCACAUCACUACCAAUAAACCCAUCUGAAAUACCACAGGCACCACACAAAGAUCCAUUGUUACUAUAAAAAUAACGUAGAUGAAGAUGGUGACACCUGUUCUCCAAAAUGGUUCUUCUCCAGUAUUUAAGGUGUUAUUUUGGUACCCAAGAUUAGUUACAGAUUGACAUGGUCAAUUGGUAGUUUUUUAGUUAUUCUUAGUUUAGUUUCAUCGAGUCAUGUUCCCCACAAUCCAAGCAAAACCUAUGCUCUAAUAUUAGAGGUGCAGCCAAAUUCCUAUGGUGUCAAUAAACUGCAUAAAUUUCGGGUGCCUAAAACUGGAGAUCUCUUUCCACAACCUCUCAAUGGCUGUCAAACCUUUCCUUUCUUUUCCUUGAUAUAACAUCCUUCUCACAUUCAUUCCCUCCUAUAAGCAGCCUUGGGACUUCCAAGGUAGUCAGUAAUGGCUGAACCUCUCAGAGUCUUGGGCUGCUUUUUCUUUUUUUCCUUUCUCUCAUCUUCUUUCUCAAACUUCUCUCUUGCCCUAACUGAUGCUGAAGCAUCUUCUAUUGCUCGUCGCCAGCUAUUGACAUUACAUGAAAAUGGUGAACUUCCCGAUGAUUUUGAGUAUGAGGUGGAUGUGAAAGAAACCUUUGCAAACCAAAGGCUCAGGAGGGCAUAUAUUGGUCUCCAGGCUUGGAAAAAGGCAAUGUACUCCGACCCGUUUAAUACAACUGGCAAUUGGGUUGGCGCCGAUGUGUGUGCUUAUAAUGGUGUGUUUUGUGCACCGGCUCUUGACGACUCUGGUCUAAGCGUUAUGGCAGGUGUUGAUCUUAACGGUGCUGAUAUUGCUGGGUACCUUCCAGCUGAAUUGGGGCUUUUGACAGAUGUUGCCUUGUUCCACAUUAACUCUAACAGGUUUUGUGGAAUCAUUCCCAAGAGCCUUUCCAAGCUCACACUCAUGUACGAGUUUGAUGUCAGCAACAACCGCUUUGUUGGUGACUUCCCUUCUGUUGUUUUAACCUUGCCAAGCCUCAAGUAUCUUGACAUCAGAUUCAAUGAUUUCGAAGGUAGUUUGCCUCCAGAACUCUUCAACAAGGACCUCGAUGCUUUGUUCUUGAAUGACAACCGGUUCACAUCCACCAUUCCGGAGACAAUAGGCAACUCCCCAGUUUCUGUAGUCACAUUUGCGAACAACAAAUUCACUGGCUGCAUUCCACACAGCAUCGGCAAGAUGACCAACUUGAACGAGGUCAUCUUUAUGGGCAAUGAUCUUGGUGGUUGCUUCCCAGCGGAAAUUGGGCUGCUUAGUAAUGUGACUCUGUUUGAUGCCAGCCACAAUGGGUUCGCAGGAAUCUUGCCGUCCAGCUUUGCAGGGCUAAAGAAGGUUGAACUCUUGGAUCUUGCAGACAACAAGCUGACAGGAUUUGUGCCUGAGAACAUUUGUAGGUUGUCAAGCUUAACGAACUUCACAUUCUCGUAUAACUACUUCAAGGGGGAGGCUCAAGCCUGCGUGCCUCCAUCGAGGAAGGACACCGUGUUGGAUGAUACCAGCAAUUGCCUUUCUGACAGGCCAAAGCAGAAGUCAGCCAGGACAUGUUACCCAGUGGUGAGCCGACCUGUGGAUUGCAGCGAGGACAAGUGUUCUGGAGGAGGAGGUUCUUCGAACCCCCAUCCAAAGCCACAACCCACACCACCUACUCCAGAACAUAAACAAACCCCAUCUCCACCUGAAUCUACUUCUACUCCAACACCAUCAUCACCAACCCCUGCCCCUCAAACACCAGAAUUACCAAAACCAGAACCUAAGUUACCGCUGGCUCCAGUUGAACCAAUUAGUCCAUCAACACCAGAGGUAUCCUUACCACCAUCCUUUUCAAUUAGUCCAUCAAGUCCGGAGAUAUCCUCACCACCAUCUUCAUCAAUUAGUCCACCUACCCCAUCAUCGGACCCAUACAAUCCAGGAUCGAGCGGGCAUGGCCAGACACCACCAUCACUAAAGUCUGCACCGUCACCCGAUCCAUUUAAUUAUUCACCAGUUGGGCAUAGUGAAACACCACUAUCAAUGAAAUCUGCACCAUCACCUGAUCCAUUCAAUAAUUCACCAGAUGGACAUGACGAGAUACCACAAUCACCAGAGUCUGCACCGUCACCCGAUUUAUUCAAUAAUUUACCAAAUGGGCACGACGAGAUACCACUAUCACCGGAGUCUGCACCGUCACCCAAUCCACUCAAUAACUCACCAGAUAGGCACAACGUGACACCACCAUCACCGGAGCCGUCACCAGAUCCAUUUAAUAAUUCACCAAAUGGGCACGACGAGAUACCGCCACCAUUAUCUGAGAUAUCUAUACCACCAUCACCCUUAAUUAGUCCACCAACAUCGGAGAAACAUAUACCACCAUCAUCAGAGUUUGCUCCAUCACCUGAUUCUUAUAAUUUACGAUUUGGCGGGCAUGAUGAUACACAACCAUCACCAGAAUCUGCACCGUCACCUAAUUCAUUUGAUAAUUCAUCAAUUAGGCAUGACAAGACACCACCACCAUCAUUUGAGAUUGGUAUACCACCAUCAUCCUUAUUUAGUCCAUCAACUUCAGAGAAACCUAUACCUCCAUCACCUAAUUCUACACCAUCACCUAAUUCAUAUAACCUCGAACUUGGUGGGCAUGAUGGAACACCACCAUCACUAAUGCCCUCAGCAAAGCCCGAGACACCAAAACCAUCACCACAACCAGAAAUACCAAUAGUAAAUCAUCAUUCUCCUCAACUCCUAGUUCACUCACCUCCACCACCAUCACAAUCCCUAUCCCCUCUAGUUCAUUCACCUCUACCACUAGCACAUUCAUUCCCACCAUCAAUUCAUUUCCCACCACAACUUGUACAUUCACCCCCACCACCUGUAUACUCUUCUCCACCACCCCCUCUGCAUUCACCACCACCACCACUUAUCUAUUUCCCUCCACCACCAGUUUACUCUCCUCCUCCGCUAGUAUAUUCACCGCCACCACCAGUACACUCCCCCCCACUGCUAGUGCAAUCACCCCCACUAGCACACUCUCCCCCACCACUACCGGUUUACCCUCCCCCUCCGCCAAUACAAUCAAUCCCACCACCAGUGCACUCUCCUUUAUCGCCGGUACAAUCAAUCCCACCACCAAUGCACUCACCUGCUUCAUCACCUAUACACUCACCCCCGCCACCUAUGCAAUCUCUCCCUCCACCACCUAAAAACUCACCCCCACCCAUAAACUCACCCCUGCCACCCGUGCAAUCUCUCCCUCCACCACCCGUGCACUCCCCCCCACCACCAGUUAGAUCACCUCCACCUCCAAUUUUCUCUCCACCACCAGUAAUUGUAUCUCCUCCUCCACCUCCUCAUGCUUUUCCUCCACCGCCCCCGAAAGAAGACCUGGUCCUUCCACCAAACCUCGGAUUCCAAUAUGCAUCACCACCUCCACCGACGUUCCCAGGCUACUAAUUAGCAUACAUGACCAUUGUUUGUAGUUCCAAAAGGCUAACGUACGCCGCUGAAAAUAAACUUGGGUACUUCAACUUCUCGACGAGGAAAUAUAACGUUUCCCCCCCUCUUCAUGGAAUGGAAGUUCUUGUUGUUUACGUUACCAGAGAUAUGUCUCUUCCAUUUUCUCUCUCUCUCUCUAUCAUAUCUAAGCAAAAACUGAGGAACUGGAACAAUAUGUUGCUAACUUGACAGUGACAGUGAUUUGCUUGUAAACUACAUUUUCAAGGAUCUGAUAUACAGAAGAGAAUAACAUAAUUUUUUUUCCUUGUCAAUGCCACAUGACUGGUUUUUGUACUUGGUGGUGUGCAUGCCAUCAGAAUUUCAUGCAAGGUA
Molecule: messenger RNA, 4260 nt
Organism: Populus euphratica (Euphrates poplar)
Lineage: Eukaryota; Viridiplantae; Streptophyta; Magnoliopsida; Malpighiales; Salicaceae
Product: Leucine-rich repeat (LRR) family protein
Exons: 1
Coding region: 871-3885 (1004 amino acids)
Molecular function (GO): protein binding
Source: RefSeq, a predicted model, not a curated record